AGGGGCCAGCUUUAUUUUUGAUUUCUGUCUGAUUACUCACGCACACACAUUGAUUGGUGUACUCUUAAUUUACCGUUUCUCCUACGAUACAAUAGUUGGAAGUCUACGAACACGAUUGCAGCGGCGAAAAUCUACGACUUUAUCAUAAAAUUUAGCAAGCAGUAUGAUCUAUCGCAUCACGAGGAAGUGUUGGAGAAAAUACAAGCAUUCAAAGGAACUCUCGGUGAUUACGCUGACAACAGAAUUCAGCGAGAAUGGAAUGAUAUGCGAAACAAACUGGCCGACAUGUCGCUUCGAAAAUAUACUCCUUUGGGGUUACAAGGCAUGAUUUCGGUAGAGAAAGGCAAAAUCAGACGAUCCGUCGAAAGAAAAUUAGGUGUCGGCAAACAACGUCCACUUGACGACGAUACGUCUCAUAAGGAUUUGCAAGAAGGACAAAUGCUGUACAAAUUCAUCGAAAAGCAAAACUGGAAAUUUAUAGACGAUCUCAAAAAGCAGUUGGCCAAACAAGUCGUGUACAACCUGUGCGAAGAAACAUGGAAGGCGAAUGAAUCGGAGGAAAGAAAAGAAAUUGAACAUCUGCUGCAACAAGCAAAGGCAGAUCUAAGCAAGCAACGCACUGAUACACUACGAUCUGAGGUUCAUGACAUAUCGCACCAAGUUGAAAUGUUAAAAACAGUAAUCAUCGUCCAAGAGGAACUAAAGGAGGCCGGAAGAAGAACCAAAGCUCUUGAUGCCCGCUGUGUCAAUAUUGACACUGCAGAUACCCUCGAGCAACAAGUGCAAAGGCAAGGACGUGAAGUUAAAGGGCUACUACAGCGAGCGAAACGGUUACGACAUGAUCAACUGCUGGUAACCAAUGAACGCAAGAAGGCUCGGUUGAGUUCGUUGGAGAAAAGUAUUGGAGAGUUGGACCAAACUGUUAUCCAAGCUCGAACUACUGUACUUGCCGAAAUGUUCCCCAUGCGCACUAUGAAGGUGGUCGAUGAUAUAUGCCAAGUACUCGAUAAUCAUGGAGAGUUUAUCCGACGACUAGUGGAUCCUGUUGCGGCGGAUAGAGGAGAAGAGAUCGGCAAGAAGCAUUUGGAUAACAUCAACAGCACAGAAGACGGUAUUACAUUUCCAUUACAGUUCUCCAUGGAAAGGCUUACAAAGAACUUCGUUGAAAAUGCACUCAGCGAAGUCAGUGAGCGUCUGGAUGCGUUGGAGAACAAAAGUGGAUCGUAGCAUUAUCUGUAAAAAUAGUUUAUUUGAGUACAUACCAUACCUCAUUUGUAUAUAACAUCCUUUCAUAACGCUGUAUUCUUCUAGUCAAUUUGCAUAUACAAAACG
Messenger RNA from Zychaea mexicana, 1332 nucleotides. RefSeq lists its product as uncharacterized. Bases 265 to 1227 code for a protein of 320 amino acids. The record is from RefSeq and is a predicted model, not a curated record. Lineage: Eukaryota; Fungi; Mucoromycota; Mucoromycetes; Mucorales; Lichtheimiaceae. The transcript has 2 exons.